Messenger RNA from Elephantulus edwardii (Cape elephant shrew), 1525 nucleotides. RefSeq names its product CCZ1 vacuolar protein trafficking and biogenesis associated homolog (S. cerevisiae) (gene CCZ1). The coding region runs from base 80 to 1522 and encodes 480 amino acids. Gene Ontology annotation, cellular component: Mon1-Ccz1 complex; intracellular membrane-bounded organelle. The record is from RefSeq and is a predicted model, not a curated record. The transcript has 15 exons. Lineage: Eukaryota; Metazoa; Chordata; Mammalia; Macroscelidea; Macroscelididae. Gene Ontology annotation, biological process: vesicle-mediated transport.
GAGGCGGAAGUGCGCGCUCCUCGCAGCUGCUGUCUCCGGGCGGGCGGAGGGAGGCUGCCGAGGCGGGGGCCGGGCCGGGAUGGCGGCAGCGGCGGCCGGGACCGCAGGCUGGGCGGCCCAGGAGAAGCAGUUCCCGCCGGCGCUGCUGAGCUUCUUCAUCUACAACCCGCGCUUCGGGCCGCGCGAGGGAGAGGAGGAAAAUAAAAUUUUGUUUUAUCAUCCAAAUGAAGUAGAAAAGAAUGAAAAAAUUAGAAACGUUGGAUUAUGUGAAGCUAUUGUACAAUUUACCAGAACAUUUAGUCCUUCAAAACCGGCAAAAUCCUUACACACCCAGAAAAACAGACAGUUCUUCAAUGAACCUGAGGAAAAUUUCUGGAUGGUUAUGGUUGUUCGGAAUCCGAUCAUCGAAAAGCAAAGUAAAGAUGGAAAGCCAAUUGUUGAAUAUCAGGAAGAAGAGUUGUUGGACAAAGUUUACAGCUCGGUGCUACAGCAGUGCUACAGCAUGUACAAGCUUUUCAAUGGAACAUUUCGGAAAGCCAUGGAAGAUGGUGGUGUCAAGCUCCUAAAAGAAAGAUUAGAGAAAUUCUUCCACCGGUAUCUGCAAACGCUGCAUUUGCAAUCAUGUGACCUACUGGACAUCUUUGGUGGCAUCAGUUUCUUCCCCUUGGACAAGAUGACUUAUUUGAAAAUCCAGUCCUUUAUUAACAGAAUGGAGGAAAGUUUGAGUAUAGUCAAGUACACUGCCUUUCUCUACAACGAUCAGCUCAUCUGGAGUGGAUUAGAGCAAGAUGACAUGAGAAUUUUAUACAAAUACCUCACCACAUCUCUGUUUCCCAGACACAUUGAACCUGAGUUGGCGGGCAGAGAUUCCCCAGUCAGGACGGAAAUGCCAGGAAACCUUCAGCACUACGGGAGAUUUCUGACUGGACCUUUGAAUCUUAAUGACCCAGAAGCAAAAUGCCGGUUCCCCAAAAUUUUUGUCAACACAGAGGACACUUACGAAGAGCUCCAUUUAAUUGUGUAUAAGGCCAUGAGCGCGGCUGUGUGCUUCAUGAUUGACGCCUCCACACAGCCCACACUGGACUUCUGCCGGAGACUGGACAGCGUUGUGGGACCUCAGCUCACGGUGCUGGCGUCAGACAUCUGCGAGCAGUUUAACAUCAACAAGAGGAUGUCUGGGUCUGAAAAGGAGCCCCAGUUUAAGUUUAUCUACUUCAACCACAUGAACUUGGCCGAGAAAAGUACAAUUCACAUGAGGAAAACGCCCAGCGUGUCGCUUACAUCCGUGCACCCGGACCUCAUGAAGAUUCUCGGAGACAUCAACAGUGACCUCACUAGAGUGGACGAAGACGAGGAGAUCAUCGUGAAAGCCAUGAGCGACUACUGGGUCGUGGGGAAGAAGUCAGACCAGCGGGAGCUCUAUGUCAUUUUGAACCAGAAAAACGCCAACCUGAUUGAAGUAAAUGAAGAGGUGAAGAAGCUCUGUGCCACGCAGUUCAACAACAUCUUCUUCUUGGACUGACGG